Molecule: messenger RNA, 2188 nt
Organism: Paramacrobiotus metropolitanus
Lineage: Eukaryota; Metazoa; Tardigrada; Eutardigrada; Parachela; Macrobiotidae
Product: dual specificity protein phosphatase CDC14AB-like
Exons: 4
Coding region: 547-2043 (498 amino acids)
Biological process (GO): microtubule cytoskeleton organization; regulation of exit from mitosis; positive regulation of cytokinesis
Cellular component (GO): nucleolus; mitotic spindle; spindle pole
Molecular function (GO): protein serine/threonine phosphatase activity; protein tyrosine/serine/threonine phosphatase activity
Source: RefSeq, a predicted model, not a curated record
CACAUUUGCAUUGCGCCUGUCUUUUAUUGUUGCUAUUCUGUUUGUUUUGAUUUUAAGGUCAUAGUUUCCCAUUUUUUUGCAGUUGGAAUUUGAUUUCCUAUCGUUUUUGGUUUAUAUUUAUUUAAAUUUUAAAAGACCUUCAUCGUCUGUGGCCCGUGAUCUUUUGAUCGUUGAUAUCACAGGGCUUGGUAGAAAGUUUUGGCGAGAAACGGUUACAUUGAGUUGACAAGCGGAAUUCGCUUGUUGGAAACUAUACGUGCCCGAAUACUGGCUUUCUAGCCUUCUUGAUUGAAUUUGUUGUUUGUAAUUGGUUUAGGAAGUUUUUGUCAGAAGAUCCUUUAGAAGUUCUAUCUGAAUCAAAUUUUGGUGCACGGGAUUGAUAAUCCGAUGCCUUCCGUAUGUUCGAUCCGCUGCCGUUAGUCAACAAAGGCGAUACGUACUGGCAGAUUCACAAUCCUGAAUCUCGCUUGGAGAUAGUGAGUCGGAGUCUGCAUUUUAGCAGAUUGUGCUGAUCUCAAGCUAAUGGUGCGAGUUUUGGUGUAAAAGAUGACUGCGGCGGCGGAAGCUGAGACUGCUCCUGGAGGUGCGUCUUCCCUGGAACAGUCGGGAGACGAUAUCGUCAAAGACGCCAUUGAGAUCAUUCCAGAUCGUUUCUAUUUCGGACGCCUUGCUUCUUCUCCGCAUCCGCACAAUAAUUAUUCCUUCUUUAACACGGAUUUUGAAUUUGUGUAUGAUAGUUUUUUUGAUGAUUUCGGGCCGUUGAAUAUUGCUAAAGUGUAUCGGUACUGCGAGAAAGUAUGGAAACGGCUGCAUCCAAACAGCAACGUCAGCGCUGGCGCUGCUGGUGACAAUCACGGCACACAGAAGCUGUUCCACUACUCGAGCACAACGGACGAAAGGAAAUUUAUCAAUGCGGCCUGGUUGGUUGGAGCCUUCUGUAUCCUCAAAUUGCACAAAUCUCCCGACGAAGUGAUGAAUUUGUUAGACAAGUUCGCCUCGCAAAAGAAUCUGAUUACUUUUCGCGAUGCUUCAUGCGGACCACCGACCUAUCAUUUGAAUCUUAGGGACUGCUUGAUUGCCCUGCAUCGGGCACUGGAUUUGAAGUUCUUCGAUUAUGAUGGGUUCGAUUUGAAUGAGUACGAACAUUACGAACGUGUGGAAAAUGGCGAUUUUAACUGGAUCACGCCUAAAUUUUUGGCCUUUUGCGGGCCCCAUCAGAAAACUCGAACCGAAGGAUAUCCUGUUCACGCACCGGAAGAGUAUUUUACAUAUUUCAAAAAUCAUGGAAUUAGCACUAUCGUGCGUUUAAACAGUCCUCAGUACAGUUCAGAGCGGUUCACGGCAGCUGGAUUUGAACACCGAGAUCUAAUUUUCCCCGAUGGCACUAGUCCCGGUGAGGACAUACUGCAAGAGUUUUUGAGGAUUGCAGAAGGAGCAAAAGGCGCAGUUGCGGUACACUGUAAGGCUGGGUUGGGGCGAACUGGAACUCUCAUUGCUGCGUAUUUAAUGAAACAUAAUCGGUUUUCCGCAAGCGAAGCCAUUGCUUGGGUGCGGAUCGUGAGACCGGGCUCUGUGAUAGGCCAGCAGCAGCACUAUUUGGAAUCCGUCAAGGAUAUGCUGUGGGCAGAGGGCCGCAACGGUCAUGUGGUGAAUACGGCCUUGUCGCCUUUGAAUGGGCCUCCUUCGGAAGAUGGCAAGAGACAGGAAGUUGUGGAAAUCACCUCCACUACCUCCUCAUCGACCGAGUACAAAGACGAAACAGGCACAACUACCGUGCACGAAGUGGUGGUGGUUGAAAAGAAAGUGACGUCGGUUGAUGUGGAGACCGAUUCGCGUAGCACUUCUCCGGUGACAACGGACGACGAGGCAGACGUGGCCACGCAGGGUGAUGCGCUGAAUUUGCGGAAAGCUAUGCGAGACAAGGAGAAGCAAGGUCCAAUGCAGACACGGUCUAAACGGCGGGGUUUAGCUGAUGAUCUAACUGGUCAGACGAAGCCGGUGAAGAGAAAACGGAGGAAAGCCAAGAAAAUGAAAACCCAGUAAAGUUCUCCGGUUGUACGCACGUGCAAAAGCAUCCAGUCAGCUGUUUUGGACGGCUUCCAGAAAUAUGGAACAUGAUGACGUCACAAUGUAAUGGUUCAUUACCACUUUUGCUGUUGCCUAAAUAUUAUUCCGAAUGUAAUCGGCU